Nyctereutes procyonoides (raccoon dog) is the source of this 6421-nucleotide messenger RNA. It is a transcript of the gene ANKRD34B, whose product is annotated as ankyrin repeat domain 34B. Bases 183 to 1727 code for a protein of 514 amino acids. The record is from RefSeq and is a predicted model, not a curated record. Gene Ontology annotation, molecular function: protein binding. The transcript has 2 exons. Lineage: Eukaryota; Metazoa; Chordata; Mammalia; Carnivora; Canidae.
ACAAGUAGUAAGGAACAAUAGGAAAGUCUUUUUCUAGAUGUCUGAUUUCAUUGCCUCGCCCUACCCCCUCCCACCUUGAAUGAAGGUCGGAUCCUUGUCAUGCUACAGAGGAAGAACUCAAGACUGAGAGGCUAAGAGCUUUGACUAUGGUAUACAGCUAGUGUUGAUUCUGACUUUUGAAGAUGGAUGAAGGUCUAGAAAUUUCAAGUGAGGGAAAUUCCCUGAUCAAAGCAGUUCAUCAGAGCCGGCUUCGCCUCACAAGACUCUUGUUAGAAGGUGGUGCCUACAUUAACGAGAGCAAUGACCGUGGGGAAACACCUUUAAUGAUCGCUUGUAAGACUAAACAUGUUGAUCACCAGAGUGUCAGUAAAGCCAAAAUGGUUAAAUACCUGUUAGAAAACAAUGCUGACCCCAACAUACAGGACAAAUCUGGGAAAACUGCUUUGAUGCACGCUUGCCUAGAAAAAGCUGGUCCUGAAGUUGUUUCCUUGCUCCUAAACAGUGGGGCUGAUCUCAGCUUGCAAGACCAUUCUAGUUCUUCGGCCCUUGUUUAUGCUAUAAAUUCAGAGGAUAGUGAAACCCUGAAAGUUCUGCUUAGUGCUUGCAAGGCAAAAGGAAAAGAGGUCAUUAUCAUAACGACAGCGAAAUCACCAUGUGGUCGGCACACUACCAAACAGUACUUAAAUAUGCCUCCUGUAGAUACAGAUGGGUGUCACUCCUCAGCUUCCUGUGCCACUCCUUCAGAAAUAGACAUAAAAACAGCUUCAUUGCCAUUUUCACAUUCUUCUGAAACUGAAAAGACACUUUUUGGCCUUAAAGGUUUGGAGCCCUCAGGAAAGAGUGAUGAUACACAGGACCCAGGCUCCCCUAUGAGGAAGCCUGCUAUGGCCUCUAAUGGGGCCAAACUACCCCAGGCUCCAACCUGGAUCAAGAGUCCCCCCUUACUAAUGCACCAAAACAGAGUGGCCUCUUUGCAAGAGGAGCUCCAGGAUAUUACUCCAGAGGAAGAAUUAUCCUACAAAACCAAUGGGCUGGUGCUCUCCAAGCGAUUUAUCACUAGGCACCAAAGUAUUGAUAUUAAAGACACUGCAUAUUUGCUGAGAGCCUUUGAUCAGGCCAGCUCAAGAAAGAUGUCAUACGAUGAAAUAAAUCAUCAGUUACUUUUUUCAGAAGGAAAUCAGCAAUGCCUUGAAAUCCCUGCUGACCCAGAUCCAGACUCGAACCAGACAAUGUUUGUUUCCACCUUAAGAAGUAUAGUUCAGAAAAGAAAUUCAGGGGCAAAUCACUACAGCUCUGAUUCCCAGCUCACGGCUGGCCUUACCCCUACGACUUUAGAAGAUGGCAAAGCGCUUCUAGGAAAGAAGAAGAUCCUCUCGCCAUCUCCUUCCUUGUUGUCAGGGCCCAAAGAAUUGCUGGAGAGUAUCUCACCAGGUCCCUUGAGCAGGAGAAAUCACGCACUGUUAGAAAGGCGUGGGUCAGGAGCUUUCCCUUUAGAUCACAAUUCUACGCCACCCAGGCCAGGAUUUCUACCACCCUUACAUGUGAACCCUCACCCCCCCAUCUCCGAUACCAGUGUCAAUAACAAGAUUUCCAGCCUCCUUUCUUGUGGUCAGAAAGUGCUUAUGCCAACAGUUCCUAUGUUCCCUAAAGAAUUCAAAAGUAAAAAAAUGUUGUUAAGGAGACAAUCAUUGCAAACAGAACAAAUUAAGCAAUUAGUAAAUUUUUAGUAAAAUUAGUAAAGCUGGCUAGAAAGCACAUUUUGUUCAAAUGUCUAAAUCAGAGAAAUACAGGACCAGAAAGGAAAUCUCAAAUGUUUGUUCCUUUAAAUCUUGUAAUUGGUUAACCUAUAGUUGUUAGAGGUAUCAAAAUAUAUUGUGUAUCGUACUAGGCACUAUGCACACACAAAUAAUGUGUAGUUUCUACUAAGGAAAUUCUCUCAAAAUUAAAGCUAUAUUUCUCAAAACCUCUAAAAUUUAACAACCUUCAUGUGGUCCAAGUUUUUAAUUUAAACAAAAAUCAGCAAAAAAACCCAGAAGGUCACAUAUGUUGGAAAUGACUUUAAACUUUUUUUCAGGUUUUCCAGAUAUUUUAUUAGGAAACACUGCAUUCAAGUCAAUAAAUGUUUUUAACAUAACAAUAAAUAAGAUUAUAAUUUUCCAUGAUGCCAAAAGCAUUAAAAAAAAAACACAAAACAGUUCUAUGAUUAUUAAGACUAAGGUAUAAGCAAAGGAUGAACUAAUUCUUAAAAAUGUUGACUGCAGGUAGGUGAAGUCUAAUUAAAAUUUGAAAACGCCAACCAUUAUAGUACACCAGGCAGCUAAUAUUCAUGUUGUCAGCUUAAUCAACAUCAAAUAACAGAUCAGAGUUUUACAAGCUAGUAAUAAUCUAUGCUAAGUGUUGGUGUGCUGGGUUUUGCUUGGUUUUAUUUUAAUGUUAUCUCAUAGAAUUCUUUCUCCAUACCUUUUAAUUUCUGUUAUUUUUUGAAGCCUAUCCAUAGGUUCCCAAUAACAAGAUAAAGCAGAAAUUUAAAAGCAUUCCUCUUUACUUAUAUCAGAUUAUGCUUGCCUUCUACAGACAACCAAAACAAAACAAAAACCGUGGCGAUUUAUCACAAAUAGAAACUAUGUGCUUGCUACGUUUUAGAAAAGAAAAAUUGAUUAUUAGAUUCUCUUAGGUUAGCUAAAAUUAAGAAAGCCAAUAGAAAAUUACAAAAUACACUAAAUAUUCGGUCAAGAUUAAAGAGUAUCUUUUAAUUUCUAACAUAUAAUUAUUAGACAUUUACAUAAUAAGGAUAAUUUUCUUAGGGUGAUAUUUCAAUCAUCUAGUAUUUAGGACCUGUGAAUAACUUCUAACGAAAUAAAUGAAGACCACACUACCAUCAUGAAAUAUUACAAAAUGACUAUAUUAUCUAUAUGAUUUCAAAACGUGGUGUUUAUAUAAAGAAUCCUUAUUUCAAUUAAGCAGUUUUACAACAAAGAAUAAAGUCAAAUCAUACAAAACCUGAGUGUAUUUAUUUGAUGACUGUCAUAUACAGCUUUAUUUCUUUGCCUUUAUUAGUAGAGGAGAUCCUAACAAUUGGCAUGAUGCUUUUCUUGGUAAUUUGAUAUAAACAAGUUAUAAUGUACAUGGUAAUUAUUUAAUUUCCUGUGGCCUUUAUUUGAAAAAAAUAUAUUGGAGGUUUUCCAUUUAAUGUUGAAGAACAUUAAUGUAAAUUACAUUAGAAAUAUUUUCUUGAUUCAGAAAUUAGAAUUGUACCUGAUGUAGCUAAACCUUUUGCACAAGUUUUAGUAGGGAGAAAAAUGCUUGGCUCUAAGUUGUAAGGAUACAGUUUGGAAAGCUAUGUAAAUAGAUUAGUUCGUAAACAAAAUGCUAUCAAUAAAAGUUUUAAAUGUUAUUUUGAUUUUCAUUGAUUUUCAUUUAUUUCAAAUACUAAUGAUAAAUAUUUCAAUAUAAUUUCAAGAGAAAUUAUGCUACAUAUCACUUUGAGUAAACAGAAAACUGAGAGAAUAACUUCUGUUGCUAUUCUCAUCCCAAUGUGUAAAAAAUAUUUAAUAGGAUUAACACUUUGUUGGCCAUAUUUGGAAGAGCUUUUAGUCUUCUAUCAAUCCUAAAAACAUUUUAGGGGCUAAGGUUGCUUGAGUUAGGCUCUAAAGCCAUCCCAUGGGACUUGUCACUCCAUUAAGUGGAAUAUAUCACUGGAAUCCCAGUGAUAAGUCACAGAUGUUUGCAAUAGGAAUCAGAUAUGUAUGUGUUAUGUUUUAACCUAAUGUAAAAGUAUGAUUAAAGGUAUGAAGACACUUCAUUCAUUAGUUUUACAGGUACCUUUCUUAGUUACUUUUGGCUAGGAUUUCCAAAGAGUACAGCUAAUACUGAUUCAUAGCAAGAAUAAUUCUGGGGAGGAAGAGACAAGUGCUGACAGUGCCCAGGGAAAGUGAUGAACACCAGCCUGGCAUAGUCUUUGGUAGAGAUGCAUCCAUCAGUUAUUCAGUAACUGGACCUUUUAAAAUCUCAAAGGAUAAAACUACACUUAUUCUGAUUAAAUACUAUGUAGCCUCCUACUACCUUGAUUCCCAUAUAGCUUGCCUAAAGGCAGGAAUGAACUUGUCAGGGUGAUGACAACUAUAUUAAUCAUGUUUCUUUCUUUUUUUAAAAGAUUUUAUUUAUUUAUUCAUAGAGGCACAGAGAGAGAGAGAGAGGCAGAGACACAGGCAGAGGGAGAAGCAGGCUUCAUGCAAUAAGCCUGAUGUGGGACUCGAUCCCGGGUCUCCAGGAUCACACCCCGGGCUGCAGGCGGCGCUAAACCGCUGCACCACCGGGGCUGCCCUAAUCAUGUUUCUUUAUUUUCUAAUGCUUUAAUAUCCUGGGGUCUUGCUGAUCCUUGAGGGACUGUCCCUCCCAGGAUUAGCUAAUUCGUAGGGGUAGAAAACAACUUGCCCCAGAAUACAUCUUUCAUAUACAAACAAACCAACCCAGAGUCCGUAGUCCAACCAUCUCCUUCAUCGGGCUCUCACAGGGCUCUCUAGCUCCGGGCCACUGACCCCCUGUCCUCAUCACCCUAGGGGUCAGGUACCAAACAACCAGUGACAGCUGCCACACCCCAGAAACCACUGAAAUUAUUCAAACUAGCCAAUUCUAAACUGACUUACCCUUCCUCACCCAUUCCUUCCUGCAGAAACCAUAAUAAAGGAUCUUCCCCAAGUUUUCCCCUCACUCCCUCGUCCUUCAGCCUGACCCCUGGUGCUUCCCCACACUGGCCCCCUGUGAAGAAGGACACCUGCCUCCUCUUGCAACCCUGAGUACAAAAUGUGUUUUAAAUGGCCUCAGCAUAUGUGGAUAAUAAUAAAACCUAUAUUUUUUUAAACAAGAAGGCACAGUCUUCUUGGAAGUCAUAAUUCUUAGUAAAAUAAUAUUUAAGUUUAUAUAGCCUUGUGUAAUGCCAAUAUUCCUUAGAUCUAAAUCACAUUUUUAAGUCAUUUCUAAGCCACCAAGACAGGAGAGCCAGAUCAUGGUAAAUCCACAGAUUUACUGGAGCUGCCCAUUGGCUCUUCCAAGGUGACAUCCUACCUUCUUGUGUACCUUCCUUGAAUGUCUAUAAUUCUUUUCCUUUAAAUUAUUUAUUUAUUUAAGUAAUUUCUACACCCAAUGUCAUAUAUGCCAAACACUUAAAACAUCUGGAGACACAGGUUUUUAUUUUUUUUAUUUUUUUUUUUUUGACACAGGUUUUUUAAACCUUUUGAUCUCAGGACAUUUACACUCUCAAAACUUGAGGAUCCUAAAGGCUUAAAAAAAAAAAUCUAGGUAAUGUUUGCUACAUUAAAAAUUAAACCUAGAGGGCAGCCCGGGUGGCUCAGUGGUUUAACGCCACCUUCAGCCCAGGGCCUGAUCCUGGAGACCCAGGAUCAAGUCCCACGUCGGGGUCCCUGCAGGGAGCCUGCUUCUCCCUCUGUGUCUCUGCCUCUCUCUCUCUCUCUGUCUCUCAUGAAUAAAUAAAUAAAUAAAAUCUUUAAAAAAAUUAAACCUAGAAAGGGGUGCCUGGGUGGCUCAGCGGUUGAGCAUUUGCCUUUGGCUCAGGUGGUGAUCCUGGGGUCCUGGGAUCGAGUGCCGCAUCAGGCUCCCAGUAGGGAGCCUGCUUCUCUCUCUGCCUAUGCCUCUGACUCUCUCUCUCAUGAAUAAAUAAAUACAAUCUUAAAAAAAAAAAAAAGCAUCCAAUUAUUUGUUUCAGCUCAGGUCAUGAUCUCAGGGUUGUGAAAUCAAGUCCUGUAUCAGGACUUGCUGUGUGGAGAGUCUCCUUGAGAUUCUCUCCUCUCCACCCUCUGCUCCCCUGACUUGAGCUCUCUUUCACAAAUAUAAAUACAUCUUUAAGGAUGCCUGGGUGGCUCACCCGUUGAGCAUCUGCCUUUGGUUCAGGUCAUGGUCCCAGGGUCCCAGGAUUGAGUCGGCAUCAGGCUCCCCAGAGGAAGCCUGUUUCUCUCCCUGCCUAUGUCUCUGUCUCUCUCUGCGUCUCUCAUGAAUAAAUUAAUACAAUCUUAAAAAAAAAGAUUUUGGGAUGCCUGGGUGGCUCAGCGGUUAAGCGUCUGCCUUCAGCCCAGGGCGUGAUCCUGGAGACCAGGGAUUGAGUCCCACAUCAGGCUCCCUGCACGGAGCCUGCUUCUCCCUCUGCCUGUGUCUCUGCCUCUAUCUCUCUGUGUCUCUCAUGAAUAAAUAAAAAUAUAUAUAAAAAAGAUCUUAUUAUUUAUUCAUGAGAGACGCAGAGAGAGGCAGAGACGGGAGAAGCAGGCUCCCUGCAGGGAGCCCAAUAUGGGAGUUGAUCCCAGGACCCCAGGAUCACACCCUGAGCUGAUGACAGACACUCAACAACUGAGCCACCUAGGAGUCCCUAAAUAAAGUCUUUAAAAAAAACCUCACAUCUUAAAAAAAAAAA